AAAAAUGACAUCAGAGAGACUUUUAUAUGCAAGUAUUUCCAUCAAGCUUGAUGUUCCAUCAGAGAUUUAAAACUUUUACCUUCUCCUAGCAGUUAAACCAUUUCCAACGAUAACUAAACUACAGCCUAAAUGUGGAAAGUUACCUGGACAUGAGUAAGUCCAGGGUCUUCAGGGCAAGUAGUAUAUUUGUCUUUAUGAAUUCAGGAAAACAAAUAUUUGCGUACGCAUACAUGAGCUAUUGUCUAAUGCAAUCCUUGGCUGUAUGAACAGCUGCAUAGCACGGGUGAGCACAGAAGUAAUAUUAUUUCUCUAUGGUACUGAUGAGCACUCUCCUGGACUAUUGUGUCCAGUUUUGAUCACACUUCAAAGAGUGUUUUGAACAAUUGGAGGGAGCUCAGAAAAGAGGUACAAGAAUGAUUAAAGGUCUGGAAAACCUGCCUUAAAGUAAAUAGACUGAAGUGCCUAUCAAGGAGAAGGUAAGAGGUGACUGGAUCAGCCAAGAACACUAUCUAUACAGAGUGCUCCCAUUUGGCCUGUUGAACACUGGGUGUGUCUGUCUGUGUCUGUGUCAUGAAGGUGCUCUCAGUGAUGGCAUCCUACGUGAGACAGCUGGGAGUCAGUCAGUUUUUCCCUUCAUCAAUGACUGGCUCCUUUGAAUUUCAUAAGAUAGACCUGUAGACCGCAAUAAACAAAGCUCUGCACUUGUUCAAGGGCCUGAGGCUAACGCAUCUUGAACUCCAGUUACUUCUUUUAACGUGGGUAAAAUAAUGUAUUUUUCCCUAAUCUUGUUCUCAAACAGCUUAACAAUUUUAACUGAAACUUAAAAAAUCAGCCUGAAACAGAUACCUGCCCUAGGUACACCUCUACCCUGAUAUAAUGCUGUCCUCGGGAGCAAAAAAUCGUACCGCGUUAUAUCGAACUUGCCUUGAUCUGCCGGAGUGCGCAGCCCCGCCCCCCCGGAGCACUGCUUUACCGUGUUAUAUCAGGGUAGAGGUAUAAUUUCAACCCCAACUAUUAGUUUGACAAAGUGAUAAGCAACUAAAAUAGGGUCUUACCAUGUGUGGGGUAACCUUUGCUAUGUAUAUUGCUACCCCCUCUGCCUAUAAUCAAAUGAAACAGGAAACUGAUCAGCCACUGAGGGCUUUUCUACAGCAAGAAGUUUACCAGGAGCCUAAUUAUACUGGUAUAACUUCCCAUAUGGUCGCUCUUAGGCCUUGUCUACACUCGCAAGUUAGAGCGCAUUAAGUCAGCCCCAGGCAGCCUAACUCCUGAGGUGUCCACACUGGCACGGCAUGUAGAGCACCCGGACUCUGUGGCUGGAGCGCCGCUGGUAAUCCAUCUCCAUGAGAGGCAUCACGCUUGGUGCGCCCUGGCUGGAGCACCGUGGUGCCAGUGUGGACGCCCUGGUCUAUUAAUGCGCUCUGAUCAGCCUCCAGAAGUGUCCCACAAUGCCUGUUCUAGCCACUCUGGUCAUCACUUUGAACUCUACUGCCCUGCCCUCAGGUGACCAACUGUCAGACCCACCCUUUAAAUUCUCUGGGAAUUUUGAAAUUCCCCUUCCUGUUUGCUCAGCCAGGCGUGGAGUGCUCUCAGCGCAUCUGUCCAGGUGACCAUGCCUCCACCCGCCUGGUGAUCCCCAGUAUGGCGCAAUGGCGAGGUGCUGGACCUCAUCAGUGUUUGGGAGAGGAAGCUGUCCAGUCCCAGCUGCGCUCCAGCCAUAGGCAUUAUGAUCUCUUCGGGCAGAUAUCAAGGGACAUGAUGGAAAGGGGCCAGAACCGGGACGCACAGCAGUGCAGGGCUAAAGUGAAGGAGCUGCGGAAUGCCUACCGCAAAGCACGGGAGGCAAACCACCGCUCCGGUGCUGUCCCCACAACCUGCCGUUUCUACAAAGAACUGGACACAAUACUUGGGGGCGACCCCACCUCCACUCCGAAGAGCACCAUGGACACUUCAGAGGCCGUGGCAGCCCAGAGUGCAAGGCAGAAGGAGGAAAGUGGGAGCAAGGGUGCUGAGGAGGAGGGGGGCCCAGAGCCAGAGGACACCCCGGCAUCCCUAGACGCAUGCAGCCAGAAGCUGUUCUCAAGCCAGGAGGAAGGUAGCCAGUCGCAGCGGACGGUGCUUGGGGAAGAACAAGCAGCAGAGGAGGUGCCCGAUGCAACCUUGAAAUCCCAGCCGUCCUUGUUAUCAAUGGCCGAAAGGCUGCAAAGAAUCGGGAAGCGUCCGCGAAGAACCAAAGAGGACCUCCUGCAUGAAGUCAUACAGCAGUCCCUUACUGAAAAUCAAAAGGUACAGGAGUGGCCGGAGACUGAAAGGAGGCUCCGCCAGCAGAAUGCGGAUCGCCGGCACCAAAGCACGGAGCGGCUCAUAAGCAUUAUGGAGCGCCAAGCGGAUCCGAUACAGGCGCUCAUAGCACUGCAGAUGGAGCAGAUGCCCACUCCACCCCCUGCAGCCCUUGUCCCAAAACUCUUUCCCUGGUGCCCCCGUCACUGCUAAUCCCCUCCCCCCAACAUCCAGUUUCAUACUGCCGACAGCUGCCUCCAACACCUGUAGCUUCACCACCCAGCCCUGCAAAGUACGACCCUUACCCACUGCACUCAACCCCCAUCACCAUGCAUUUUAGCCACCCUGAAGUGCAGCACUUAUUGUGCAGCACUCCAGACAGGAAGGCUGAAUAUGAUAACAGGACAUACGCAAAUCUGUGAUUGUCACAUUCCAUACCCCGCACCCUUCCCUCCUCCCACACAGCACAGAUAUGUUAUGUCCUUUCUG
Malaclemys terrapin pileata is the source of this 2769-nucleotide messenger RNA. RefSeq names its product zinc finger and SCAN domain-containing protein 20-like. The record is from RefSeq and is a predicted model, not a curated record. Lineage: Eukaryota; Metazoa; Chordata; Testudines; Emydidae. Bases 1642 to 2493 code for a protein of 283 amino acids. The transcript is spliced from 2 exons.